CACACUUCCGGUCGACUUCGCCAUUUUCAGUUGUUUUAAGUAUUGAGUGUGUCCCGAAUACCAAAUUAUAAUUGCACUGGUUAGUACUCGUGGUUAUGUUUGCACUAAGAGUAAAGCUAGUGAAACGAUAGUCGUGUGCACACAUUGUCCUGUACAUUCCAUAUCCAUAUCAAGCGUCCAGCUUUGAACUAAUUCCAUCGGGACGCAAGAGUCUGAAGACUACCAUGGAACCACCUCCAGUCGCCCUCAAAUGGGACCCAAAGAACCUCGAGAUCAAGACACUCUCCGUGGAGAAAACGCUGGAGCCCUUGGUCAUUCAGGUGACCACGCUGGUCAACACCAAGGGGCCCUCCAAGAAGAAGAAGGGGCGGUCCAAGCGUGCCCACGUUUUGGUGGCUGCUGUGGAGAGGGCCACUGAGAACUUCAUCAAGAAGGGCGAAGAGAUUGCGACAGAAAAUCCCGACAUCCACCAGGAGAUGAUGGCUGCCGUGGAGGAAGUCCGCAAGACAGGAGAGGCCAUGAGCAAGGCCUCGCGAGAGUUUGCUGAGGACCCCUGCUCGUCCGUAAAAAGGGGUAAUAUGGUGCGCUCGGCACGCAACCUCUUGUCCGCGGUCACCCGUCUGCUCAUCUUGGCGGAUAUGGUGGACGUUCAUCGACUGCUCAAGUCCCUGCGUGUGGUGGAAGAUGACUUGGACAAGGUGAAGAAUGCAUCGAGCCAGUCCGAGCUAAUGGAGUUCUUCCGGAACUUCGGGGUGAACACUAUGGAGCUAAUUCAACAGGCUGCCCGCAGACAGGCGGAGCUGAAAGACUCAAGAUUACGGGACGACCUUGCUGCUGCUCGAGCAGUGCUCAAAAAGAAUAGUAUGAUGCUGCUCACAGCUUCCAAGGUCUAUGUUCGUCAUCCUGAGCUUUUGGCAGCGAAGGAAAACCGGGAUUUCGUUUUCCGACAAGUUUGCGAGGCGGUCAACACAAUCGGCGACGUGGCUCAGGGGCGCGCGGGUGCUCUGGUGCCUUCGUAUGAAGGCCCUGGCGAGCUAGCCGCCGCGCUGGACGACUUUGACGAGCGAGUGGUGCUUGACCCGCUGACGUACAACGAAUUGCGUACCCGGCCUGCUUUGGAGGAGCGACUCGAGAGCAUCAUCAGUGGAGCAGCACUCAUGGCAGACUCGUCGUGUACACGUGAUGAGCGGCGGGAGCGCAUCGUUGCCGAGUGCAAUGCGGUGCGGCAGGCCUUGCAGGACCUGCUUGCAGAAUACAUGGCGAGCGCAGGCCGCAAAGAAGAGUCGCUGGACAAGGCUGUCGAGCAGAUGGGGCGCAAGACACGGGAUCUGAGGCGUCAGUUGCGAAAGGCAGUCGUAGACCACGUUUCUGACUCUUUUCUCGAGACGCAAGUACCGCUGCUCGUGCUGGUGGAGGCGGCACGGGCUGGGGAUGAGCGGCAGGUCGAAGAGUAUGCUCGCGUGUUUGCCGAGCAUGCGCAUAAGCUGGUGGAAGUGGCCAACCUGGCAUGCUCUAUGUCUAGCCAUGAGGACGGUGUCAAGAUGGUGCGCUGCGCAGCUGCACACAUUGAAGGACUCUGCCCUCAAGUGGUGAACGCAGCUCGGAUCCUGGCUGCCCGACCACGCUCCAAGGUAGCACAAGAGAACAUGGACGCUUUCCGGGAUGCUUGGGAGACGCAGGUGCGUCUGCUCACCGAAGCUGUGGAUGACAUUACCACCAUCGACGACUUCCUUGCAGUUUCAGAGAACCACAUCCUGGAAGAUGUAAACAAAUGCGUGCUAGCUUUACAAGAAAAUGAUGCCGACGCACUUGAUCGCACGGCUGGUGCUAUCAGGGGCCGCUCUGCCCGUGUCUGCAACGUGGUCACCUCGGAGAUGGACAACUAUGAGCCCGGUAUCUACACCGAACGUGUACUCGAGGCAGUGGCGGUGCUAAGAGACCAGGUCAUGCCCAACUUUGCCCAGAAAGUGGAAAUGGCCGUGGAGGCCUUGAGUGCAAGUCCGCACAAAGAAAUGGACGAAAACGAGUUUAUUGAUGCAUCCCGGCUUGUCUACGACGGGGUGCGCGAGAUCCGCCGUGCCGUACUUAUGAACAGGUUUGACGUUGACUCGGAGGACGAGAUGGACGGCUCAGAUAUCUCUGGCAGCUGGCGUUCUGUUGGCUCUCGGAGAAGCAGAGCUAGUGCCCAUACGGCGGACUAUGACGAAUAUCCCGACAUCAGCGGUAUCAACAACACUAGGGAUGCAUACCGGUUUGUGUCCGAAGAAGAGAAGCAGAAAAUCGCUGCCCAGGUGGAGACGUUCCGCACAGAGAAGAACAAGUUUGACCGCGAAGUGGCAAAAUGGGAUGACACUGGCAACGACAUCAUUGUGCUGGCCAAGCAGAUGUGCAUGAUCAUGAUGGAGAUGACCGAUUUCACCCGGGGCAAAGGGCCCCUCAAGACCACGAUGGACGUCAUCAACGCAGCCAAGAAGAUCUCGGAGUAUGGCACCAAGCUGGACAAACUGGCCCGCACCAUUGCCGACCAGUGCCCAGAGUCGAGCACCAAGAAGGAUCUCAUCGCUUACCUGCAGCGCAUAGCGCUCUACUGCCACCAGCUGAACAUCACCAGUAAAGUGAAGGCCGACGUGCAAAACAUCUCCGGGAACCUGAUUGUGUCUGGGCUUGACAGUGCUACGUCCUUGAUCCAAGCAGCCAAGAACCUGAUGAAUGCGGUCGUCCUGACGGUGAAGGCUUCCUACGUGGCUUCUACCAAGUACCCACGGAGCGGCGUCGUGAGUUCUCCCAUCGUCGUGUGGAAGAUGAAGGCCCCGGAGAAGAAGCCGCUCGUGCGCAGGGAAAAGCCCGAGGAAGUGCGGGCCAAAGUGCGAAAGGGCUCGCAGAAAAAGAACAUCGCACCCAUCAAGGCCCUCAGUGAGUUUCAGAGUCUGGCCGAGUCAGUCUGAGCAGCAUGCACCGUCCCCCUUUGCACGGCCGAAACCCCCCCUCCAUAGCCUGCAAGCGUAGACCCCUCCGGUGCUCUAGUACGCUCCUCUGUACACUACUCAAGAGGUCCCCUUGCCCCCUUCGUCGUACCACUGCCCAACCCCCUCACAACGACUCGUUCCCAUCCCUGGAUGUUUGUCCCUUGUAGCGAGCUGUGUUGUGCUCUUGUGGACCCUUGAACAAGGGCAGUAUUUCUAUUUGCAGCAUGAGUCACAACUGCUUCUUGCCCGUUCGAGUGGCGGACGGGCCCUACUCUCUCUCUCUCCUAGCACUUCGUUAGUGGUGUAGAAACAGCUUCAUCUCUGUGUGGAAAACUGGUGGCUACUACUGCGUCCAAACCUUAGCUCAGAUUGCACCAUCCCAGUCACCCAAGUGGACUUUCUCUCUCCUCCUACUACUACCGUCACAACCUUGUAAUCACUGUAGCAUCAUUUGGUGGAUCUGUCACUUACUGAUACUCAUGGUGGCAUGUCACAAACUUCUAUUAACCGAGAAUGUGCAUCCGAUAGGUUUUCUACACUAGCACUCUUUUGGUCUCUGGUGCUUUUCUAACUUCACUAACACCUGCUUGUGCGUGGAACUUCACAGGAUAAUGGUUGUAAUGGCUGCUUAGUCCACUCUGAAAUCACGGAAGGCCCUUGUCUGUUUUUUUUUUUGUUUUUUUUAUUGUAUACAACCUUCGUUUCUGCAAAGAUUGUUAUAUUUAUUGCCGAUAUCUUAUAUUUGAGGAUUUUGAACUGUUCAGUGCACCCUACAACUUGAAAGAUUGUAUACCAUUCAGAUGCGGCUAUAUUGUAUGGAAGGAUUGCAUAGGAGACUAGCCAACAUAUCUCAGUGUGCAUUUGUUUUUUUGGGGGGGGAGGGAGGCAUGAAGUUUUGAUCCCCUGUGCUCCGUGGCGAGCUGUAACUUGGAUGUGGGCGUAUGUUCCAGACUGUAUAGAAGAGAAAUUCUAAAUCUUUUCCACAAGUGCUGUCGUAUGUGUGUGUGCGUGUCCAAAUAAAGACAGAUUUGCACUGC
This is a messenger RNA of Ixodes scapularis (black-legged tick), 4003 nucleotides long. It is a transcript of the gene alpha-Cat, whose product is annotated as catenin alpha. The record is from RefSeq and is a predicted model, not a curated record. Gene Ontology annotation, molecular function: cadherin binding; beta-catenin binding; actin filament binding. Lineage: Eukaryota; Metazoa; Arthropoda; Arachnida; Ixodida; Ixodidae. Gene Ontology annotation, cellular component: adherens junction; catenin complex. The transcript is spliced from 17 exons. The coding region runs from base 225 to 2945 and encodes 906 amino acids. Gene Ontology annotation, biological process: cell migration; cell-cell adhesion.